AUGGAACAAAUUUUAAGGACUGGAAAAGAGAACAUGGAAAUUGUUCUUGGCUGCAUGGAUCUUGACCUUGCACUAAGGGUGGAGAAACCUGCUUCUCCUACGGAAUCUAGUACCUCUGAACAGAGGAAAGAUUAUGAGAAGUGGAAUCGCUCCAAUCGCAUGAGUCUUAUGAUCAUUAGGCGCGGCAUUCCUGAGGUCUUUAGCGGUACUAUCUCGGAAGAGAUAAAAGGUGCAAAAGAUUUCCUUGCUGAAAUUGAAAAGCGCUUUGCAAAAAGCGAUAAGGCGGAAACAAGUACUCUUCUUCAGAACUUGAUUUCCAUGAAAUAUCAGGGCAAAGGAAAUAUAAGGGAAUACAUUAUAGGCAUGGCAAAUAUUGCUUCAAAGCUUAAGGCGCUUAAGCUUGAGCUGUCGGAUGACUUGCUCAUUCAUUUAGUAUUGUUUUCUCUUCCUGCACAAUUCAGUCAGUUUAAGAUAUCCUAUAACUGUCAAAAUGAGAAAUGA
This is a messenger RNA of Lotus japonicus, 501 nucleotides long. RefSeq lists its product as uncharacterized. The record is from RefSeq and is a predicted model, not a curated record. The transcript has a single exon. The coding region runs from base 1 to 501 and encodes 166 amino acids. NCBI's taxonomy places the organism in Eukaryota, Viridiplantae, Streptophyta, Magnoliopsida, Fabales, Fabaceae.